GUGGAGGGUCUCCGCGGCAAAGGCGCAGCCCCCAGCCCAAUGGCAGUGUCCUACAGCUAAGGUCCGCCUCCCGGCUGACCUCCAUGCUCCUGGAGGGAAGGAGCGGCAGCACCUGAAGAUGCGCUGUCUGACCACCUCCAUGCUGCUGCGGGCCCUGGCCCAGGCUGUACGCACAGGACACCCCAGUGCCCGGAGCCUCCACAGCAGCCCAGUGACAGCGACCUACAAGUAUGUGAACGUACAGGAACAAGAUAUGGACAUUAGGUCAGUGACUGACCGGGCAGCUCGGACCCUGCUGUGGACUGAACUCAUCCGAGGCCUGGGCAUGACCCUGAGCUACUUGUUCCGGGAGCCGGCCACCAUCAACUACCCAUUUGAGAAGGGUCCGCUGAGCCCACGCUUCCGCGGGGAGCACGCACUGCGGCGGUACCCAUCCGGGGAGGAGCGCUGCAUCGCCUGCAAGCUCUGUGAGGCCAUCUGCCCUGCCCAGGCCAUCACCAUCGAGGCUGAGCCCAGGGCGGACGGCAGCCGUCGGACCACCCGCUAUGACAUUGACAUGACCAAGUGCAUCUACUGCGGCUUCUGCCAGGAGGCCUGUCCCGUGGAUGCCAUCGUGGAGGGCCCCAACUUUGAGUUCUCCACGGAGACACACGAGGAACUGCUGUACAACAAGGAGAAGCUGCUCAACAACGGGGACAAGUGGGAGGCCGAGAUCGCCGCCAACAUCCAGGCGGACUACCUGUACCGGUGAUGCCCCUGCUGUCCGUCGUCCACCCCCCCAGGGCCGCAGCCCUGCUGCCUAAUAAAGAGCUCUGGCCCCCA
Messenger RNA from Perognathus longimembris pacificus (Pacific pocket mouse), 822 nucleotides. It is a transcript of the gene Ndufs8, whose product is annotated as NADH:ubiquinone oxidoreductase core subunit S8. Gene Ontology annotation, cellular component: membrane. Lineage: Eukaryota; Metazoa; Chordata; Mammalia; Rodentia; Heteromyidae. Gene Ontology annotation, molecular function: NADH dehydrogenase activity; 4 iron, 4 sulfur cluster binding. The transcript is spliced from 7 exons. The record is from RefSeq and is a predicted model, not a curated record. The coding region runs from base 119 to 751 and encodes 210 amino acids. Gene Ontology annotation, biological process: mitochondrial respiratory chain complex I assembly; mitochondrial electron transport, NADH to ubiquinone.